Messenger RNA from Neolamprologus brichardi, 794 nucleotides. RefSeq names its product histone H4. Lineage: Eukaryota; Metazoa; Chordata; Actinopteri; Cichliformes; Cichlidae. Gene Ontology annotation, cellular component: nucleosome. Gene Ontology annotation, molecular function: DNA binding; protein heterodimerization activity; structural constituent of chromatin. The record is from RefSeq and is a predicted model, not a curated record.
UUCGAGAAAAUGAGUGGACGCGGCAAAGGAGGCAAGGGACUCGGAAAAGGAGGCGCUAAGCGUCACCGGAAAGUUCUUCGUGAUAAUAUCCAGGGUAUCACCAAGCCCGCUAUCCGCCGUCUGGCCCGCCGUGGCGGUGUGAAGCGUAUUUCCGGUCUGAUCUACGAGGAGACCCGUGGUGUGCUCAAGGUGUUCCUCGAGAACGUGAUCCGUGACGCUGUUACCUACACUGAGCACGCGAAGAGGAAGACUGUGACCGCUAUGGACGUGGUGUACGCUCUGAAGCGGCAGGGUCGCACUCUGUAUGGUUUCGGAGGUUAAAUCCACAGCUCGACUCCCCAACACAACGGCUCUUUUAAGAGCCACACACUUCACUUUAAGAGCUUUGUUCUGCGAUUUUUUUUUUGUCGUAUUUUGGAGGAAAGUCCUGAAAAUGUUAGUAAAAUAUCUGCCAGUAUCGCCCACUGACUUCAGGAGCAGUAGUAUGUUAUAACUUCACAAACUAUUACCAUAUGACAUUCCCAACAUAUUAAAAUGGCUUUUUUUUUUCUAUAGGGUAUAAGAUUAUGGUGUUUGUAAUGUGUGCUUUCCUUUACAAAAUUACAAUAACUGACAUAACCAAAAACUGAACUUCAAAAGUUAGACCUAUUCAAUACCACUGUUAUAUAAACUCCUAUAGCAGGAGUGUGAACAUUCAUAGACCAAGUGAAAGAAAAACGAUAGAUUUCACUGAUUUCUCAGUUUAUUUGUAAAUGUCUUCUUGCCAGAAAUUCGCUUAAAGCAGAAGUGUUUAU